ACUCCAUUCUGUUCGUGGUCAGACGCUUCCAGCGAUGCCUCUCCACAGGUCACCGUCAUGCUGAUCGUUGAAAAAAACCAAAAGGCCUCCAAGUGCUUGGGAUGGCGGCACUCUGGAGCUCUGGUUCUGCCGGGACUGACCGCCCACGAAGCUCCGCAGUCCGAGGCAUCAACAGGCAUCCGCUCUCUCCUUGGGAGCACCAGCGAACACCGCACUCACUCUACAGAGUAGAAGCCAUGCUGACUUGAAGUUGGUGCCGGAUUUCACCCCCCGCAAUGGCCUGGCUAUCAGCAAUAUCCACGGCGCUAUCUCUGACAACCUAUCCCAUCACCUAUCUCGCCUACUUUGGAUAUGGCGUCUUGCGACUCCUAGUAAACUUACUGAUUGGCCUGGCCCGGUAUCCUCUGGGAUUGGCUCUUCUCCCAUUCAGGAUCUUGGCCCAAUUCGAGGCCAUUCUCAUCUGGAUAACGACAGCCGGGUGCAUUGGUCUAGUUCUUGGAAUUCUGUUGUAUGCCACCACGCACUACACAGUCGAAUUGUUCAAUCAAUGGGUGGGGCUCGUCGUCCCUCACUCCCCCAUGCGCCUAGAAUAUGACGCCCUGAACCCCGAGUCUGGCACGGUAGUGAAGAGAUCAGAUACCUCGGAUAUAGUCAAUGACUUUCGUCUGAAAUGGGGCGCAGAGAAGAACCCUGGACUUCGCGGUCGGGGUGCGAGUGGACCGUCGGCAUCUACUAUUCUGGAAGUGGACGAUGAAUCCAGCUCGGCAUACUUUGAGGAAUAAAGACGUCGUGGUGUCGCAACAUCGCAGAUAGACCAGAGAAUGCAUUCGGUUGACCAAGGAGUGGAUGGCUGGCCAUUAGAGGGUGGCCGUAUCGACUACUUGAUCAUGUCGAUGCUAUUAAACGGAUAGCAGACUAGAAUUGUAGGGUAGGACAACACAUGGUUGACUUGAAAAUUGCCGACGAAAUGAAAGAAGUAAUGAUGAUAAU
Molecule: messenger RNA, 990 nt
Organism: Aspergillus steynii IBT 23096
Lineage: Eukaryota; Fungi; Ascomycota; Eurotiomycetes; Eurotiales; Aspergillaceae
Exons: 2
Coding region: 276-782 (168 amino acids)
Source: RefSeq, a predicted model, not a curated record